Messenger RNA from Daktulosphaira vitifoliae (grape phylloxera), 9150 nucleotides. RefSeq lists its product as uncharacterized. Lineage: Eukaryota; Metazoa; Arthropoda; Insecta; Hemiptera; Phylloxeridae. The coding region runs from base 817 to 7233 and encodes 2138 amino acids. The record is from RefSeq and is a predicted model, not a curated record. The transcript has 22 exons.
CGUCGCCGUCGAAACUGCAUUGGACUCGGCAGUCAGUCGGUCACGGACGGCAGUAGCAGUACGACUGUCUCGAGUGCGCACACGGUGCGUCGUUGUCCGCCGACGGCCUAUUCUGAGUGCAGUUCAAAAGCGUUGGUGCGGUUGAUUAUUUUUUUCUAUGCGUUUUACGUUUUUAUAAGCCGGACGUUUUGUUUUCCGAUCGCUAUCACCCCCCCCCCCCCCCNCCCCCCCCCCCCCCCGAAUCGAGUGGGUGUUUAAAAUUUUUGUUUGUUUUUCAAUCGGUGCCGAGACUAUAAAUUAUACAAACCGUCCCCCUCGCUCGUGGACUGUGUAAUUUCAAUUUGAUUAUUUUAGUGGCGUCGUUAACGGCGAGCGGUGCGCUCAGUUGCGAAGAAGAACAAGAUAUAUUAUAUAUAUACACAUACAUUUGAAACGUUUCACUCGCCCCUCGUCGGUCGGAAUUAAAUAUAAAAACGACGAGCCAUAAAUCGUAGGGCUCUUAAUCGCGCGCGCUAUUUGCCGACGAGGGUUUCUUCCGCGUUCGCACGUCAACCUCCCGCCGGAUUGCACAUAACAUAUUAGACCACGAUUAAUAUACGCGGUGGCAACCCCCCCGCCGAUUGAUAAGCGUCCACGGCACCGCGAACGUCGAGUGUACAAUGAGUGAUAUCGUCGGCACCCCGUCGGAAGAAAGCGUACGAUCCUCCGGUGUCCGAGUCGACGGUAUCGUUGUUGUUGCCAUCGUCGCACGUGUUGACGGACAACGGCAUUCGCGCGUCUUCGACCCUACCGCGCCGCAAUAGUAGCAAAAUCGUCAUGUUGGAAGAUUCGGGAGGAGGCGCCCCGGACGGCAGAACCGCCGCCGGACCUAGGAGACCGCGAGCGGUUUCGACCGACGACAAAACGGCGGCAACAGCUUUGCUGGCAAUGGCCUGGGCCGUGUUGCUCGUGACCGGAGUCGCCGAAGCCGUACUGUCCACGGCCACGUUUAAAGGCGAACAACAGAGUGACAUCGGUGUCCAAAUCGGCCAGUCCGCCAUGUUGCCGUGCGAAUUGGACGACCGCGGACGACACCAAUGCGGUUCCGUGCAUUCGGUCAAAUGGUACCGCGGCGCCAGUCGCAUUUUCCUAUACAGUAGCGCGGUACCGGUGACUCAGCCCAGAAAAGGAUACCAAGACAGGACCUCUUGGAGUUACACGCCAAACGACACGGUCGCGUACUUGGUUUUGGAAAACAUCACCGCCCAGGACGAGUCCAUUUACAAGUGCGAGAUCACGUACACGGCGGUACACGAAGGUUGCAACAUCGUGCAGUUCAUCAAUCUGACGACACACAUCGAUCCGGACUAUAUUGGCGUUGGCGUUUUGCCGGCCGACGACGGAAACAACAACAACGAAGUCGGCGGUGCGUCGGACGCCGGCGACUCGGAGUACGACGAAACCCAAAAGAGGACCGUAAAAAUGAACUCCGGCAGUGUGGUCGGACCCCUCGACGAAGACGGCAACGUUCGACUGUACUGUGAGUCGGGUCGGGCAAAACCCGUGCCCCAAGUUACUUGGUGGUGGAACGGAUCUCAAUUGUCUUCCGGCACAGACUAUCGGUUCAAGAGACUACCGGGAGGAUUGUCGGUGGCGCGCAACGUGUUGACGUUGAGUCCGCUGAAAAGAGGUUCGGGCGGUCGAUACGAAUGCCGUGUAAAAACGGCUGCCAACGCUUCUCCCGUGCUCACGUCCUUCUUGGAGCUUACCGUCAACGUUCGCCCGUUGUCCGUACAAAUCAUAUCCAAUGCCGGCGAUGACGACGACGACGACGACGACGAUAGCCACACCGUCGCCGCCACAGUGAGCGGGACCAGCGAUCCGUCCGAUUCAGAACCGGCGGCUGCUUCUGCCGUCGAAGGACGAGGACUGGUGCUCAAGUGCGUGGCUAGGGGCGCUCGACCUCAAGCAAACGUCACCUGGUACUAUUACCAAAAGGACGAUGCCGGCGAGAGCGGCGGCGGCGGCGACAACGACGAAGACGACGCGAAGAAAAACGCGGUCGACAGAGACGAUAGCAGCAGCAAAUCUAAUCAUCAACACAAACAGCCGGUGGUUUUGUCUUCCGGUCGACCCGGCGAACUGACCACGACGGGAUCGACGACCACUCCUCCGGCUCCAGCCAUCGGCAGCGUAGAGAUCGCUCAACACACCGAGUAUCAGGCCGACGGCACCAGAGAUACGCACAGCCAACUGGAAAUGUCGUCGCUGAACAGGCGUCAAGACGGUUCUAUACUGAGGUGCGACGCGUACAAUUCGGUGGGACAAAACAAAGAGGGCUCUACCACGCGGCCGCUUUCGGUCAAUAUGACCAUACGAGUGAAAUACGCCCCGACGGUUUGGCUGGCCAGGCCGAAAAUCAUAGUGAUCAACGAGUCGCAGAGCGUAAACGUGCAGUGCGAAUAUUCUGCGAAUCCCAUGAAUCCCGCACUGGUCAAAUGGUACCGAAACGGCGUGGAAAUCGCCGUGGAAGACUACGGCGGAGGAAACCGAAAGGCCGCCGGGUCUUCGGCAAACAAUAUCUUACUGAGUAGUACCAGCACCAAGUACUUCAGAGUAAACGAAACGGGACUGCGCAUCGAUCGAGCACAUAGGAGCGCAUCGGGAGAGUACUCGUGUUCGGUUCGUAAUGCCGUGGGACAGACCAAUUCCACAGACGUCGUCAAGUUGUUGGUACAAUACACGCCGCGCGUCAGACUCGAACUGGUCAUCGACGGCGAAGGAAACGACGACGAAAAGUCGUCGGUGCCUUCACACCGGCCGGCCGUCCUCGAAUCGGAACAGCUCAACGUUACCUUGAGGUGCGCCGUCGUUUCGGAAGACGGCGGCGCCGAAGCGGACAGUGACGGUAUGAAAUCGGACGGCACGUACGACCCGUCGUUAAACCUGACGGUCGUUCACUGGUAUUGGAACGGCGUCCAAAUGCAACUGCCCAACUGCAGCCGACCGGACGGUUACGACGACGACUUCGAGGACGAAGACGAGAACAACGGCGCGACCAACAACUAUUUCUACAGCCCCGGCAUUGUGGGACCGGGCGACUUUGACGAGGAGACCAUGUUGAUCAUGCGCAACCAGCACGCCGACGAAAACGGCACGUCCAAAAGGAGAACGAUGCGAGUGGUUUGCAGCGACAGGGAGCUGGUACUGAUGAACGUGUCCAAGAACAUGCACGGCAAUUACUCGUGUCGCGCCCGCAACGCCGCCGGCCUGUUGACUCCUAUGUCCGAACAAACGCCUCUGGUCGUCUACUUCGCACCGGGACCCGUGACGUUGGAAUUCAGUCCUCGGCGCGUGAUCAAAGGACGCAACGUGACGCUUAGAUGUAACGCUCAGUACUUGGGAAGACCUCAACACCCGACCAAUUAUUCUUGGUACCGGGACGGUCAUCAGGUCAUCAUGAACAAUCACAAUCACAAUCAAAACAACAGCGCCGAGUGGUUCGUGGAACACGUGUCCCUGGAGACCAGAGCCAACUUUACGUGUUCCGCUUUCAAUGCGGGAGGCGUUACCAAGUCCGAGCCCGUCUAUAUAGAAGUACUGGCACCUCCGAAUUACAUUAGUCGAGCUCCGCAGUACAAAGGCGUAGCGUACAACGACACUCACGUGAACGCUUCGUGCACCGUAGAGUGUUACCCGUUGUGUUCGGUCGAAUGGUUGCGGCAGAACGUGCCCAUCGACCCGAUAAACAACCCUCAAGACAAACAAAGAUACUCGAUAGUCACGGAAUACUUGCCGGCGGAACGGUUGAAAAACGAUUUCGAAGCAGUUCGUUCUACGCUGGUGUGGCGUCUGGAGAAUUGGACCAACGGCAUGGGCCGGCCGGGUUUGGAUCCGGCCACCGACUCGACCACGUACAGCUGCCGUAGUUCGUCGAACAACGUGGGCGUGGGAGUGCCCGAAUCGACAAUGCACUUUUCCGUUGAAUAUCCGCCGACAAACAUGUCGGUGUCAAAAACCGUGGUGCACGUCAACGAAGGGAAUAUACCGGAAAAAGUGUUUUGUAACGCCGACGCUCAUCCGGGCCCUACUUUCGAGUGGUACCGUCAAAAUUCGGAAUCGUCGUCGUCGUCGUCGUCAGCGGCGGCCCUCGCGACCAAUUCGUCUCAACAGCCGUCCGGCCAACUUCAAACGGCAACGCAGCAACAGCCUUUUUCGCAGAUGGAACGCAAGAGCACCGCCAACUGGCUGAUGUUCAACACGGCCGUGUUUCCCAAACACGCCGGAAACUACAUUUGCGUCGCGCACAACGCCCACGGCGACGGCGUCAUCCAAACCUACUUGGACGUUAUGUAUAAACCCUCUUGCACGUUGAACCUGAUGAAAGUGUCCGAUCCCGAAGCGACGCCGAUCGUCAACAGUCUGUUGAAGGACAACCCGUCGCGACCGGACGACGGCGGAGCGGCGGCCUACGACCUGGACGAUCCCGAACGCCGGAUUCUGGUGUGCACGGUGAAGGCCAAUCCCGGGCAGGUGCAGUUCACCUGGACAACGGUGAGACGCGAAAACCAGAACGACACCGAUUCGCCAGCGGCCGUAUCGUAUCCCGUCACCGAAGAGACCGUGGUGACGUGGGGCGAGUCGGUCGUGCCGACGGACGUCGAAGGAUUCACCGCGUACUCUCCCAACCGGAGCGUGUUGAUCCUCAAAGAAAGCGUCGCCAUGUCCGAAGAAAACGGCAUCGACGGGGUACGCACCUACGUCUGCACGAUCAGCAACGCCGUGGGAACGGAACAGUGUACCGUGAAAGUUCAAGGCGAUACGCCGUGGUGGAAACAACUGUUGGUCGCGGUCGGCUUGGGCGGCCUGGGCAUCCAAAGCGGAUGGAUCGUUGUUGUCGUGUUGGUCAUAUUAGCGGUAAUUAUCAUCGCGGUCUUGUCAUUGCUGAUAUUCUUACUGUGCAGGAAAUUUAUGCAGCCGGACGGUACCCAAAAAUACGUUAAACAAAAAUUCACGACGUCCUUUUCAUCGUCGCAAAUUUCAGCUUGGCGAAGUCGCAGCUUGUUGUUUUUCAACGACCAUCGAUCGUCUUUAACCGCCAACAAAAAAUAUCAAGGCAGACAAACUCCCGAGGGAAGCGCCUCCACGACAAACGGCUCGGCCGGGCCCAACGGUUUUGACAACGGUGGGGGCGGCGGCAGCGGGGAAGACCAAAAAUCGCCCACAGAUCGGAUGUCCGUGCCUGUAGCAAGCGAGUCGCCCGCGUCCGCCGUGGGCAAGUGGCCGCUCAAGCCGGGCGUUUUGGUGCACGUCAAACAGCAGAGACGUCAAUGCGAAGGGUCGUUUACCAGUACGACCGAAAAUUCUCCGUCAAAGGUUGCCGGCGGCGGCCACCGAAACACGGACGCGCGGCAAGAGAAGACGAGUAACGAUCCGGCGGCAAUAGUGGUGCUGCUCGACGAGCCCGCGCCCAACGAAUCGCAGUCGGCCAGAACCGAUCGCAUACGGCGGAUGAACAUGACCAACGCAAACGGUAAAUCGUCGUCGAGCGUUUCGAACCUGACCAAAAGACGCUCCGCUGUGCCCGCCCUACCGCCACCGCCACCUCCUCGAUUUUCAAUUCAACCUCCGGUCAUCGAUGGAAACGAGAGCCCGCCGUCGAUUAAGCCCAAAUCCAUUCAAAAAGACUGGAGAGGCAAUCGUCAUAACUUGGGAACGGGAAGAUCGGGCCAACCCCUAGACGGAGGAUCGAACGGCGGUAUCGAUUCAAAAGCUUUCUACGAAAAUCUACCAUUCCACGGAAUGCGACCGCCACCUAAUCAGUUGUUGUCUAACAAUGACGACGACAAUAACAUUAGCCUAACUCGGUUAGCGACCGUCGCCGCCGACCAGCCGAAAACCGUAUCGCCUCUGGUGGUCUCGCCAGAAUUGAUUCACCGGCCAAAGGCCAACGGGUACGUGUCCCUGCUGCGCCAGGCCGUAAACGCGCUGGAGGACAAAGGGGGAGCCGACAUAACGAGAUUCAGUUCGUUGCAGAGGCCCGUCAGAAAUAAAACCAACGCGAAUCGUCAGUUCAGAUCGCUUAGGAUCAAACCGAACGCCGUCGUUGAAAAAGAUUCCAACAACAACGGCGACGGCGGUGGCGGCGGCGGCGGCGAGCAGGAAAAGCAAAACCGCAACGUCAAGGGGGGACGUCCUCUAUCGGGGCCCGUACCGGCCCCCAGAGGUCGUAAGCGAUUGGAUUUGAACGACGAAACAGAAACCUAUCAGAAUUUACUACGAUUCAACAAGUUGCCCGCUCGGAACAUCGAUCAGUUCAGCUAUCAGCUACAGCAGCUUCAACUGCAGUACCAGCACGACCGACAACAACCCCCGCAACUCUGCCGGAACGACAGGGCCAACGAGACGACGAACCAGUACGCGACGCCCGUAGCACCGACCGCCCAACAGUACAACAGUACAACGAUAUCCAGAACCGCCUUGCAGCCGAAUCACCACCACCAAUCGAUGGAAAUGACCCAGAUGGCCGACCGACGGUCCGAACAACUCCGGGAACCGCAGCGGUGGCCGGCGUACGGCCAGAGGCGACCGCAGCAACGAGAGGACGACGGCGGAGCCACCCUCGACAGCUAUUAUCAUCGCGGCAGCGUCCAACAGCCGAAUGCCGGCGGCGGCGGCAGUAUGGACGGAUCGCUACAAAAAGACCCGUCGACCGGCAACAGCACGAAACGGAGACGUCAAGGGCACGCCGGUGGAAUGUACGGCCGGACCAACACGAUCGGCGGCGGUGAUACGGCGGCGCCGGACACCGAAUCGCAGAGACGUCGCCGCAACGUUUGGGCCGAUUCGGCGGGCGCGGAACACACGAGUUUCACCAACAGUCACUACUACGGCAGGAGACGUACGAACGCGAUCAACGACAACGGCGGCAACUACAACACUUUGGGCGGUAGAACGGUCAGCGUAAACGGUUACGACACGGGCGGCAGACAAAAGCGGUCGCAGCCCAAGCGCACGUUGUCCUCUUCGUAUUACUGUCCCGGCGGAUCGUCCACUUGGAAGGCCGGUACAGCCGGCGGCGACCGCCAAGACGACGACGACGACGGCCGUCCGGGCACUAGACCGGACGCCCCCGAAGUCGCAGUGGUCGGCUGCGGCGGCGUUACUUCUGCCGACGGUACCGCAAACCGUGAGGAUACCCCGGCGGGCACCGUCAAGUUUCAUCGAGAUGUCGGACGAGAAAUCGACGUGUAGACUCCGCGCCGUGUUCUAACCACCACUCGUGUGUGUUUGUGUGUGUGUACCGACAAGUGCGCCUCCUAACAAUUCCGUACAAACCUGGAAACUGUUCGGCCGAAGCCAACGAUUUGGAAUACGCCGACGUGGAUUACCGUUCGUACGGACCGAUCAACUACAAAGCGGCUUCGUCCUAAAUUAUGACAACAGAAAUUACACGUGCUUAAUCCUCUUAUUGUCAUUGUUGUUGUUGCUGUUGUUAAUGUGAACGCCUUCCUAAACUAAAAUACCAUUUAUUUAAAAUUGUAAAUUAUAAUAAAUAUUUUUUAUGUAACAUAUGAAAUUAUCGGUAUUCAUCAGUAAGGUUCUUUUUUCAUCGGUUUUAUAUUUUCCCGUAUCGAUUUAAACUCUCUACCUCCGGACCCCAUUGUCGUCUCUAACCACCGCACGUUAAUUAAAAUAUAUAUAUUAAGGGAUUGACAACGUGCGAUUUACAUUUAUUGUUAUUUAUUCGUAAAAAGUCGGAACUCGUCGAAUUAAAUAUAUAUAUACAAUAUCGAUAAAGAAAUUUCGAUUUAUUGUAAUUUUUACACUACACGAGAUUAAUUCUCGCGUAAUAGUAAUUAUUAUUUAGGCUCUUGCACGUGUACAGCCGAAUUUAACGUUUUAACGAACUUUUAACGUUUAAGUUUUUGUUUUGUUUUGUUUUUUAAUUAAUCGCCACCUUAAUAAUAACCAUAAUCCUGACUAUUUUUUAAAACAUAAAAACCUUUAAACACACAGUUAUACGGCAACGGUUUUAUUUAUAAUUAAUGUAAACACGUAUUCGUUUACACGAACAAACUGGACGCCGCCUUACCCGCAAGUUCAAAAUAAAGCCUACGAGCCGCCGCCGCCGUCUUCAAUUUAAAUAAUCUCUCUGAUCGCCCCACGACCUUUUACUACGUAUGAUGUUGUUUUUGUAAAACCAUUAACUAUUACUACUUUAUAUUUGUGAAUUUUAUUGUUAUUCUUGCUCGUUGUGAUUAACACAGGGUAUUUGUAUGUAUAUAUAUAUAUACCUAUAUGUAUAUGUAUAAAUAUAUAUGAAUAAUUAUAAUUUGUAAAUGCGAUUACAAUUCGUUUUUUCUGACCACUCUGCGCCUAUGCAUUUGAAUUCUAUUUGAGAUUACAUUAUUUUGUAAAUAAAUUAUAGAAAACACCUUAUGAAUUCCUGUUGAUUAGCUUUUAUUACGUUUUAAAGCUAUUUUUAGCAAUGAAAUGAUCGAUAAAAUAGUCGUUAGCCGAGAUUAUUAUAAAAGUUAAUUUAUACGUAUACAUAUAUACAUAUAAAUAUUAUAGUAAUUAUAUAAUUUUUGUUUUAUUGUUGUGUAUGUACGACACUGUGAACACACAAUAGACGUUGUUGUUUAAUAUUUUAGAUGGUGAUAAGUCGCUGUGUAUUUGUUGACAAUCAUCGACCUAUAAAUGUAUCGUGUACGUGUAUGUAAAACGCAUUAAUAUCUUGUAAAUCAAACAAACCGUAUGUACUGUAACAUUUAUUAUAAUAACCGUGAAAAUGUGGCGACAAAUUGCUUCGAUCUCUUGUUUGUGUAAGUUCGACGCCAUCGAAUUUUUAAUACACUCGAUUUUUUGUUUGUGUUGAAUAAAUUAAAAUAACUCCUUAUGAUGACGACCUACACUAAUAUUUAAAAAAAAAUAAGUAUUAAAAUGUACUUUUUUUUACUGAUAUACUUUUGACAUUAAAACGGUACUAACAUUAAUCAUUUAUUUAGUAGACGUAAGCAUUAUUAUUAUUUAUACGAUUUGUGUACAUAUUACCAGUUUUGAUUGCUAAUUUAUAACUGUAAGGGAGACUUUCCCGUCGUAACGAAUGUCGCCGCGUUUCAACGCGUUUGUUUUAGUAAUAAUAAAUCUAGUCAUUUUUUUAUAACA